Messenger RNA from Ylistrum balloti, 4354 nucleotides. RefSeq names its product collagen alpha-3(VI) chain-like. The transcript is spliced from 25 exons. Lineage: Eukaryota; Metazoa; Mollusca; Bivalvia; Pectinida; Pectinidae. Bases 1 to 4110 code for a protein of 1369 amino acids. The record is from RefSeq and is a predicted model, not a curated record.
AUGACAGGAGAAGGCUUCAGUAAUCGGUGGUCAAACUUGACACGGAAAAUGAUGUCCCUUACCUGCUGUCUGCUCCUCAUCUGCGGGUUCAUGAUUCCAACAUACGUUGGACUAGAGAUGACCAGAUGCAAGCUGGAUAUAGCCUUCAUUAUUGAUUCAUCCAGUAGUAUAUGGAUCAAAGACUUCGAACGCCAAACUUCCUUCAUACACGAUGUUGUCGACUCGUUUGCAUCAGUACCAGACGAUGUUCAAAUCGCGGCUGUGUCAUUCAGCAACCACGUGUUUGACGAAUUUAAGUUCAGUUCAUUCAGCAAACGUGACGCUAUUCUUGAUGCUGUCAACAACGUCAGAUACAGCAAAGGCGACGCCACCAGAACAUACCUCGCGAUAGAACGCAUGCGCACUGACCUGUUUGCCCCCGGCAAUGGCGCAAGAGAUGAUGCUGUACACGUAGCCGUUGUUCUGACUGAUGGAGGCACCAACCCAGGGUCAUAUGAUCAGUACUCAAGGAGCGAGGGCAAAGCCAAGACCCAAGAAGAGGCUGAACUUGCAAAGCAGUCCGGGAUAUACAUGUUCGCUAUAGGAAUAGGCAGCGGAGUAGAUGAAGCGGAACUCCGAGGUAUUGCGUCGGAGCCAGACGACAAGUUCUUCUUUAUCGUGGAUAACUAUGACAAGCUCGAUACAGCUCACGUCAAGAGUCUCUUGGCAUGCCGAGCCUGUAGAGCACCAACAUUUGAAUUUACAACGACUAAUGCCCGCCGAGCCGCUGAUUCUCGCUACAGUCGCCAGGUCUCCACAGAAAGUGCACGAGAAGUCUGUCAUGGAGACCCCGUUGACAUCAUCUUUAUCCUUGACGAAUCCACCAGCAUCCGAUCGCAAGAGAAUUUCAAGAAGGAACUCGAUUUUGUCCGAAAUGUGGCAGACAUGUUUGAUAUUGGACCGGAUAUGACGCAUGUUAGUGUGAUUACGUACAGCGACGAUAGCCAAAUGCGAUUUACCCUUAGUAAGUACACGGAUAAAGCAAGUCUCGAGAACGCAAUUGAAAACAUCGACUGGUCCACCGGAAACACGUAUACCAACAAAGCUCUGGACUUACUUCUCACUCAAAGUCUAUCGGAAGUCCGAGAAGGACUUUCUCACAUCGGAAUUGUUAUUACAGACGGAAAGUCAACUGACUCAAAAAGUACACGAGAAUCCGCUCUGAAUGUUCUAGCUACCGGAAAUAUUGAGAUGUUCGCUAUUGGAAUAGGAAAUGCGUACAAACCUGAGUUAGACAUCAUGGCGUCUAAACCCUCAGAGGACUAUGUCUAUCAGAUCGACAAUUUGGAUGCUUUAGAUUCUCUUCAGAACAAAUUUGCUUUCCGCAUUUGUAAAGAACAACCAGGAUGCAGUUUGGCUGAAGGCUGUAAUAAGUACAAGGCUGACGUCGUGGUCGUAUCAGAUGCUUCAACCAGUAUCGGUGAUGAAAGCUUUGCUAAACAGAAGACUUUUAUCGCCAGCAUAGUUGAGAAGUACAACAUAGGGCCGGAUGGUGUUCAAAUCGGCAUGAUUUCAUACUCCGACGACGCUCAUACCGACUUCAGCCUGAACAGUUACACAUCACAGGACGAAAUUAUAUCUGCUAUAAAUAAGGUUAAAUAUCUUACCGGAGUGACGUAUACAGACAAAGCCAUUGAGAAGAUGACCCAGGAAGCGUUCACUUCCGGGGCAGGGGCCCGGUCUGGUGUGCCCAAGGUUGGAAUCGUCAUAACAGAUGGCGUAUCACGUGAUCAAGUGAGGACACAGGAAAUGGCGAGGAACGCCAAGGCCCAAGGCAUCACACUUUUCGCCAUAGGUGUUGGCAGUAGUAUUGACUUAGACGAGCUCCAGGGCAUAGCUUCCGAUCCCGAUCCCUUCUUUACCUUCAUGGUAGACGACUUUGCCUCAUUGGUAGAUCACGAGGAUAUCCUUAUAAAGAAAACAUGUGCAGGUCCUGCGCCUGCGCCUGCACCAGUAGCUAAGCGGGAACACCAAUUUGAAAAUGAUGAAUUACGAUCUCUGUUUCAAAUGCUGGAAGAAAGAAUACAACUCAGCACUGUCCGAGCUGUGAAGAUGUGGUCCUUACUUAUUACCUUUUUGGUGGCAUUUGGAUGUAUGAUCCAACCAUCAUUUGGAGUCUCAUUGGAGGGAUGCAAACUGGACAUAGCAUUCGUCGUGGACUCAUCCAGCAGUAUCUAUGUUGAAGACUUUAAGAAACAGAAAUCUUUUCUGUACGAUUUCGUAAACAUGUUUGAAACUGUGACUGACGAUGUUCAGUUCGCAGCAGUCUCUUACAGCAACCACGUUUACGAUGAAUUCCGUUUCAAUAACUUUAGCACUCGCGAAGAUAUUUUAUCCGCGAUAAAUAGAAUUAACCACAGUCAAGGUGACGCUACCAGGACAUAUUUAGCGAUUGAACGCAUGGUUAAAGAUCUUUUCGCACCCGGAAAUGGUGCGCGAGAUGAUGCUGUUCACAUUGGUGUUGUUCUUACCGAUGGUGGUACCAAUCCUGGCUCGUACGAUCGAUUUACAACAGAGCAAGGGAAAGCAGAAACACAACACCAGGCGAGAAUUGCCAAAGACAACGAUAUUUACAUGUUUGCCAUUGGUAUAGGUGGGAGUGUCGAUCUUAACGAACUACGCGGAAUAGCGUCUGAGCCGGAUGAGAAGUUUCUGAUUACCGUUGACACAUACGAAAAACUUGAUACGGAACGCAUUAAGACGUUGUUAGCCUGCCGAGUCUGUCGAGUACUUACCUUUGGGCAAAGCCACGGACUCGAAAGACGAACAUCGUAUUCUUCACUUUUUGUCCAUCUUAUGAACAGACGAAGAUCGCAUGGUCUCUAUGCCCGACAAAGAGAUAGCAUUACUGCGACCGAAAUACAAGAAGUAUGCUACAACAAUCCCGUUGAUAUUAUUUUUAUUCUUGACGAGUCAACAAGUAUUGGAUCAAAGGAAAACUUUAGAAAAGAACUCAAUUUUGUCCGAGAUGUGGCAGACAUGUUUGAUAUUGGUCCUGAUGCGACACAUGUUAGUGUGAUUACGUACAGCGACCAAAGCCAAUUAAGAUUCUCGCUGAACAAGUACAUGGAUAAGCCAAGUCUUGAAAACGCCAUAGAAAAUAUCGACUGGACCACCGGCAACACAUAUACCAACAAGGCACUGGACCUUCUUCUGACCCACAGCUUGUCCGAGGUCCGAGAAGGAUUUUCUCAUAUCGGAAUCGUUAUAACAGACGGAAAGUCGACAAACGUGAGGAAAACAAGAGAAUCUGCCCGUAAUGUGUUGGCAUCUGGGAAGAUUGAAAUGUUUGCAAUUGGAAUUGGCAGUGCAUACAAACCAGAGCUUGACAUGAUGGCAUCCAAGCCUUCUGUUGACUAUGUGUCCCAGAUCGAUGACCUUGACGCUCUGCAGUCGCUGAAGAAUAGAUUUGUAUACCGCGUAUGCAAAGAAAGACCUGAAUGUUCAGGACCAGAAAGAUGUGACAAAUACAAAGCGGAUAUCGUAGUGGUGUCGGAUGCCUCCACAAGUAUCACGGAAUCCAACUUUGUUAAGCAGAAAAACUUCAUAGCAAGCUUAGUCGACAGAUACAGUAUUGGGCCAAACGGUGUGCAGAUAGGAUUUAUCUCGUAUGCCACUGAUGCUAAAUUAAUUUUCAGCCUUAACAGCUACAAUUCGGAGAGGGAAUUGAAGGCCGCCAUCAAAAAGGUUCACUAUGAGGGUGGCGACACAUCAACCGAUGAUGCUUUAGACCUGUUGACAAGGGAAGGUUUCACACCAGCUGCAGGUGCACGGCCAUCUCUUCCUAAAAUAGCGGUCGUCAUUACAGACGGGUCACCGCAGAACCAGCCCAGAACUGUGGAAAUGGCGACAAAGGCGAAGGCGCAGGGUAUUACUAUCUAUGCCAUCGGUAUCGGUAGCAGCGUAAAUAUGAAUCAUCUCAAGGCCAUUGCAUCCUCCCCUGCAGAAUAUUACACCUUCAUGGUGAAUGACUUUUCCGCAUUGAUAGAGCACGAAGACAUUCUCAUCAAGAAAACAUGUUCUGAUACGGUACCAAAUGGCAUGAUUGCGAAUGAAACUCUGUCAAAUUAAAGAAGUGCGACUGGCUGUUCUUAUAGUAUAGACAUUUUCCUUGAACCUGGCAAGGACAUUACACGGAAUCGUAGUGCAUUUCUACAGGACGCGUAGUAGCCAUCUGUCGAGUGAGCAUUUGUCUAUGAAUCUAUGUGACAUUACUGAGGAUAUGAAAAGUUGUUUUGGUCAUGCCACAAAGGGAAAAAAAUAUCUGUGUAUUAAGUGUACCUCAAUAUCUAAAUAAAUAUUUAGCAAAUCAUAA